AUUACAUCUCAAAUCGCUACUAACUGUAAGAGAUGAAUGUGUCUGGAGAGUCUGCAGCUGAUAUCGAAGAGAAGACAAAUGGUGAACCAACUCAAGGAAAAGAACAAGAACAAGAUGAGCCAGCGGAAGAGCAAAGUGGACGGCAGUCAAAUGCAGAAGAUGGUUCAGAAGAGCCAAACGUCGGAGGGUCAGAACAUCUUCGAGAGCAAUUAGUAGAUCGUCCAGUGGCCACAGGAGGUCCGCAGCUAAAUGUGGACGAUUUACAAGACUUGGAUGAGACUUUGGAUGUCAGACGACAUGCAGCCCAACCAACAUUGCCACAAGUAGCCAAUGGUCAGCCGGAGCGUCAAAAUGUGGAGCAACCUCGGGGAGGAGAGAACCCGUAUGAACACCGAUUAUUAAACCAAGUUGAAAUUGAUGUAUAUACCCAAGGGCAACAAAGCAUGAUUGAUUCUAACGAAGAACAUCAGAGAGCUGAACAAAACAAGAUCAAUCAGGCGAACUUACUAAUCGAAAAAUGUGAGCAAAGCAAUCAACUAAUGCAACGCCAAACAGAAGAAGUACAAAGGGGAGACUAUCCUGCUCCUCCUGGAAGUCAAGAGCGCAACGAAACACAGGGUCGUUUUAAUCAGCGGCUUCUAGAAAUUAGUCCACGCUCACGUAGACUAAGAGAAAACUUAGUAACCUCGUAUAACACAGAAAACGAAGCUCGAACAGAGUUCAAUCAAAAUCUGAGAGACCAGGCCAAUCCAACAUUUGGAAAUGUCGGUCGAAUGUUACUCGCUUUAAACGAAUCGAACAGGCAACGCAGUGAUGAACGGACUCGCAUAUCACGAGAUCUUCAACAAAUUGAGCAAGAAGUAAGAGAAAUUGCCGCGCCUCAAGCGGUUGCCAAUCAACGAUAUCGUAGGGCAAAUGCUCCUGAUAAUCUAAGACGAGAUCAACCAUCACCAGCAGAAGACCCGGAAGGUCUCGGUGCUUUAAUGACCCCCGAUGAAGGUGAAAAUCUAGAAGAAAAUAGUAGUGACAACUAUGAGGACGAAGAGGAUGAUGAAUAUGCUGAUGAUCAUCAAGAAGGGCCAUCCAAUCGAGGAUACAAGCGGCCACGCCGUGACAGUGACGGAGACGAUUCGGGAAGUUAUGCUACAAAACGACCAUAUGACUAUCUCUCUAAACUUUAAGUUAAUAUACUGCCAUAAUCGUGAAAUAUGUUAAUUUAUUAGUUUAUUGAUUAUUUUAACUUUCAAAGUUAUUCUGUAUUUUCCCACUGUUUGCUUUUUGUCAAUAUUUCUCAAAUUUAACCAAAUAUUUUUGAAUAAAUUCAACUUAAAAU
This is a messenger RNA of Caenorhabditis elegans, 1333 nucleotides long. RefSeq lists its product as uncharacterized. Bases 33 to 1181 code for a protein of 382 amino acids. The record is from RefSeq and is marked reviewed. NCBI's taxonomy places the organism in Eukaryota, Metazoa, Nematoda, Chromadorea, Rhabditida, Rhabditidae. The transcript has 5 exons.